CCCUCCCGCUCUCUCUCUCUCUCUCUCUCUCUCUCUCUCUCUCCUCCCCCCCUCCUUCCCUCCCCCGUCGGCGACUGAUCGGUGGAAAUGGCGUCGGACAUCGGUCCCGACGACUCCAGGAGUAGUUUCGAGCCGUUCAUCCUCUCCGAUGCCUAUGGUGAGCGCGGGAAGGUUCGGUGGAUGGCCGUGGUGCGGAUCAUCUGUUGGAUCUUGGUGACGGUCCUCCCCUUGCGUCUUGUGGUUGGGUGGAUGGACGCGGUGCGGAUCAUCUUUUGGAUCUUGGUGACGGUCUUCCCCUUGCGUCUUGUGGUGUGCGCCAUCAUCCUGCUCUUCUACUACCUCGUCUGCAAGGUUUGCACGCUCUUCCAGGCACCGAACGAGCAGGAGAACUACGCGAACUUGCGAGGGUGGAGGAGGACGGUGAUCGUGAACGUAGGGAAGUUCCUGUCGAGGGUUUUCCUCUUCCUGCUAGGUUUUUACUGGAUCAAAGUGAUUGAUCUCCCGGCGGAUGCUACUGCAAAUUCUAGCGACGAGAAUGAGGGCAACGAACUAGGUGAAGAUCGCGGGAGACCUGGAGCAAUAAUAUCAAACCGUGUUUCCUACAUAGAUAUUCUGUAUCACAUGUCUUCUUCCUUUCCAAGCUUCGUCGCUCAGAAAUCAGUGGUUGAACUUCCCAUCCUUGGUCUUAUAAGCAAGUGCCUUGGUUGCAUCUAUGUCAAGAAGGAGUCAGAGUUAUUCGGGAACAAGAAGCCCAACGCUGGCCCCAAGAAAAAGGACAAGCCCAAGGGUGGCCAAAAGAAGAAGGACAAGCUCGAGGAUGCCCAGAGAACAGAGAACAAGGUCGUGGAUAUUUCAGCGGUUCUGGAAGAAAGAAUACGAGCAGCUCGUCAGGAUAAAGAUGCUCCACUGCUGGUGCUUUUUCCAGAAGGCACUCCCACGAACGGAGACUUUCUUCUUGCAUUCAGUCCCGGUGCGUUUUCGUCAAAAGCCCCUGUGCUGCCGGUGAUACUAAGAUAUCCGUACGAGAGGUUCAAUGUUGCUUGGGUUUCAAUGCGUCGGGAUUGGCAUGCUCUCUUCGUAUUAUGUCAAUUUGUGAAUUACAUGACGGUGAUACGCAUGCCUGUCUUCUAUCCUUCGCAAGAAGAAAAGGAUGACUCAAAAACUUAUGCAGAUGACCUCAGAAACUUGAUGGCUGCUAAGUCAUCUGGCAGCACCCCUUCACCAAAAAAAUCUGACAAGAACCAGAAUAUUGCCGAUAGAUCUUGGAAAACUGUAAAGAAACUGAUGCGGCUGAAGAAAUCAGAGAGUGGAUUGCGCGAGAAGACGAAAUAUCUUGAUUUCCUCUCUGGUUCGCGUAAGUCUGACUGAUGAGAUUUGGUUUAUAUAGACUCUAACCGUGAUAGAAGAACGAGAAUUCUUUCCUGACGUUUGUUCCGCGUAGAAUUCGCUACCCUAGCAUUCAUCGCCUCCUCCGGGAAUGCUGCCUCUUUUUGUUGGUUUCGACUUUUGAUGCAGAUUACUGUGAUACUGUACGCAUCGAUGAGAGGGCCAUGGCAAUACUGGAUGAGUAGAAUGUUGACAGUAUAAAUGCAAAUAGAAACUAUAGGCCAAAAACUUGUGCUCUAUUACUUUUCCUUACCCCCAUUUUUUGGUAGACUUGUAGAUGCUCUGAUCUAAACUUGUGGUCAGCUCUUGUAAUUCCGACUUCAUAUUGAGGCUCCUUCGUGGACCUUCUAGUCUGGAUCCCAAUCUUUCGAGAUGUGCGGAGAACGUGAU
Molecule: messenger RNA, 1776 nt
Organism: Punica granatum (pomegranate)
Lineage: Eukaryota; Viridiplantae; Streptophyta; Magnoliopsida; Myrtales; Lythraceae
Source: RefSeq, a predicted model, not a curated record